Messenger RNA from Carassius carassius (crucian carp), 5233 nucleotides. Its product is annotated as caskin-2-like. Lineage: Eukaryota; Metazoa; Chordata; Actinopteri; Cypriniformes; Cyprinidae. The record is from RefSeq and is a predicted model, not a curated record. The coding region runs from base 728 to 4669 and encodes 1313 amino acids. The transcript is spliced from 22 exons. Gene Ontology annotation, molecular function: protein binding.
UGGAGCUCUCAAAACACGCGCGUGCAGACCGAAGCCGACGCUCAGUUUAUCGAGUUUAUCGAGAAAACAGCUUAUGAAAGACUCGAGCGCGAGAAGAAGCGGUCAAGAGUGCUCACACUUACAGCGAAGUGUUUUUAUCGACUAAAAGAGUUGACUAAAGGUGACUUUGAGCUCGUUGUUGUUGUAGAAGUGUCUGGACUGGACAGAGUGAACCAGCGACUGAUCCUGGACUCGCUGUUAUGGCAGCAAGCUCCAUCGAAAACGAAUACUUUACACUAAGUUAAUGGUUUUGGUCUGCUUGUGCCACUCCGGUCUUCUCAGCUUUCUAAACCACAGCAUCAGCAGGGCCUCUGCUUUCCCAGAAACUGAGCUCCACGCGACCAAAACUGACUUUGUUACCCUGAAAAGACUCUGGAAACUUAACAGCGAAACACCGGAAGGCAAUUUAUAAGGCGAAAUAGAUUUUCCAUUUCUCUGGCCUUCCGUGUCCAUUACCAAACGGAGAGCUGAAGUCUGUUGAAUUUGAUGACGUAAUUGUUGGAGAAGCACAGAUUUCUGGUUGAUUGUGGUUCCCUCAGACGUCUGGCUGUCACCUACCCCGACUGUAGCACUACUGAAAGAGAGGAUUCUGGGAUAGGUUCAUGCCGCGGUUGCGCCACUGUAUGGGGGUGUAAGGGAGGAGCAGGACUCUUGUGGGACGCUGGUGGAGUUCUGGCUGGUGGAGAUCAUGGGAAAAGAGCAGGACCUUCUGCAAGCGGUCAAGAAUGGAGAUCUAGCUACUACGCAGAAACUGCUGGCCAAGGUCAAAGCCAGCAAAAGCAAGUUACUGGGCUCCACAAAGAGGCUGAACAUUAACUAUCAGGAUCCAGACGGGUUUUCAGCGUUGCAUCAUGCUGCUCUCACGGGCACUACAGAGUUGCUCUCUCUGUUGUUGGAAGCUCAGGCUGUUGUGGACAUCAAGGAUUGCAAUGGAAUGCGGCCGCUUCAUUACGCAGCAUGGCAGGGUAAAGCUGACUCAGUGCUCAUGCUGCUGAGAUCGGGGGCCGCUGUUAACAAUGCGUCUCAUGACGGGCAGAUUCCACUGCACCUGGCUGCUCAAUACGGACACUAUGAAGUGUCUGAGAUGUUGUUGCAGCACCAGUCGAACCCGUGCAUUCUAAAUAAGGCCAAGAAGACUCCUCUGGAUCUGGCCUGUGAGUUCGGCCGAGUGAAGGUGGCUCAGCUGUUGUUAAACAGCAAUAUGGUUGCGUCUCUGUUAGAGGGUGAUCGGAAAGACGGGUCAGAGUUAAACUGUAACACUCCUCUGCACCUCGCUGCUCGCAACGGACACAAGGAUGUCAUUCGGCUUCUUCUAAAAGCAGGUAUUGACAUCAACAGAACCACUAAAGCUGGCACAGCGCUCCAUGAAGCUGCCCUCUAUGGGAAGACAGAAGUAGUGCGGCUACUGCUGGACAAUGGGGUUGAUGUCAAUAUCCGUAACACUUACAAUCAAACAGCCCUAGACAUUGUCAACCAGUUCACCGCAUGUCACGCCAGCAAAGACAUCAAACAGCUCUUACGAGAAGCUACAGGAGUUCUUCAGGUCAGAGCUCUUAAAGACUUCUGGAAUCUUCACGACCCCACGGCCCUCACCAUACGCGCCGGUGAUGUCAUCACGGUGAUAGAGCAGCACAUGGAUGGACGCUGGAAGGGCCACAUUCAUGACACCCAGAGGGGAACAGACCGAAUUGGCUACUUCCCCCCCUCCAUAGUCGAGGUCAUCAGCCGACGCUCAGGGGGCACCCUGUCACGACACGCCUCUCUGCCCACACAUAGGCAGCAGCUGCUCUCCAGGUCCGCCCUCAGUCCCAGCUUGAGUCUGAGCGGGGGCGGGACCACUCAAACUGACGACUCCUACAGUCUGUACACCACUAACCCACACCUGGUCCUCCCACACACCAACGGUCUGAGCACCAACCCAGGUGGGCCUCCCAGCAGUCUGUCCCAGCACAUGACCCCCAGCAUGGAGGACGUGUGGGUUUUGCGGAACUCCUGCACUGCUGGGGACAGGAACAGUGUGGGAAGCACUGGUAGUGUGGGCAGCACCCGCAGUGCAGGAAGUGGCCAGAGCACAGAAAGCAACAGCGGCCCUAAUGGACCACAGCAACACACCACCAGCCCUGACACCAGCAAGGUAACGCCCUCUGUUGUGACUUUACUACAGCCAGAUCAUAACAAACUUCCAGACACAUCUACAGGAGUUCCUCGCAGACCUGUGCUGCCCACACAGAGGCCAGGAGAGCAGGGUUUCUCUCAACAGUUUGUGCGUCCUCAACAGCUGCUGGAGGGCAAGGAUGCUGAGGCCAUCUAUCAAUGGCUUAGUGAGUUUCAGUUGGAGCAGUACACUGCUAAUUUCCUCACCGCUGGCUAUGAUGUACCUACAAUCAGCAGAAUGACCCCAGAGGAUCUCACGGCUAUUGGAGUGACUAAACCAGGACACCGUAAGAAGAUUUCUCUUGAGAUCAGCAACCUCAGUAUUCCAGAAUGGCUUCCAGAGUACAUACCACAGGAUCUUGGGGAGUGGCUGAGCGCCAUAGGUCUGUCACAGUAUCACAAGAAACUCUCAGAGAAUGGCUAUGACUCAAUAAACAUUGUCCGAGAUCUCACAUGGGAAGACUUGCAGGAGAUUGGCAUCACCAAACUAGGUCAUCAGAAGAAAAUGAUGCUAGCGGUAAAGAGGUUGUGUGAUAUUCAUAAGGCUCUUCUGCAGGCAGAAUCAGGGCAGGGCACACUGCGGCACAAAACCCCCGCGGCCCUCGACCUGGUCACUAUUGAGCCGCCCCCUGAGAGUGGCGACCUCCCCUCACCCCUCACUCCCAAGAUGAUGACUUUCCAGGACAGUGAGCUAAGUACUGAGCUACAGAGUGCCAUGUCCUCCCACUACAGUGGCUGUCAGGAUGGACUGGCCAUCAAGAACGCAGUAGGUAUUUCCUCCAGUCAGGAGAGCAUUGACACACGCUCUCGAGGCUCCGGACGCUCUCAGGAUCCCCCCAGCACCCCCUCCUCCACUUCUGCUGCGACCCCUUAUAGCCGCUCCCAAGAGAGCUUAACGAGCCCAGACAGCAGUCCUGCUAAAGAGCGCAACAUUCCAGAAGGCCGUGACCAAGUCCCACGUCCUCAGCUACCACAGCAGCAGCUGUUCAGUGCGUCUGCAGGCUUUAAAUACCCCGCGGUGCCUGCCAAACCCAAACUGAGCUCUGCUCCUUCUCCACAAGGCUAUCCUGUUCAUAAAACCCUCAAUUAUCCACGGUCACAAUAUAACAGUGCCACGCUUGACCGUCACACUCCUAGCGUGACCAAGAAGCGCACACAGAGUCUGUCUAGGUAUGCUUUGUCGGACGGUGAACCAGAUGAGGAUGAUGAUGAUGAAGCAGCUCAGCUGGCCAGUAUGGCUAUGCCUUCGUAUGCCACUCUGAGCCGCAAGCCUACCCGUGGCCAGCUGGCACGUCUUCAGUCCGCCCCCGAGCAGUCCGUCAGCCGAAGCCACUCUUUCGCCAUCAGGACUCGGCGUAAAGGGCCUCCUCCUCCACCACCUAAGCGCCUUAGCUCCGUCAGCAGCAGCACUAGUGUUGAAACUGUCUCUGACACUCCAGCAUCACCUUCUGGAGGAGUUGAGAAUGGCAGAUCUGGGGCCGUAAAGAUCAUCGCAGCUGCGCUAGAAACAGUACUACCUGCGCCUACGGUAGAGCUCCUUCAGGAAACCCCUACAGCUGUUUCCGGUACUAACGAAGGGUCCAGACGCAGACUUCUGAGUCAGACAGGAUCCACUCCAGUGUCUGCAGAUACCGAUAGAGCAACAAAGUCUGACUCGGAGGAGGAAGGGAUGAAGGAUUCGGGCCUGGAGACCUCAUCCUCACCUCAGAACAGCUCCAGUGAGUGCAUCCCCUUUGCGGAGGAAGGCAACCUCACUAUCAAACAGAGGCCCAAAGUUGGCGGGCCUCUCAAGGCAGAGACCACUUCUGAGUCGACAGAGAAGGCCAAACCGGCCAAAACUCCUGAAGUUCCAGAGUUCAACCUUAAAGAGUCCGACACAGUAAAGAGACGGCAGAAGCCAAAAGAGAAAGAGCAGUCAAACACAGCGCCUGACAGCAGCCCAGAUGGCACAUCAGUUUUAGAGACUCAGGACACGGUGAAACUCCGCAUCAGUGAAACAGAUAUGAGUCUGCCAUGUGUGGAGCUUCCAGCCAAACCAGUGAAAGCACCUCCACCUCUUGCUCCCAAACCUCCCAGUCCUCUGAAUUCAACACGGCACGCCUCUAAAUCAGAUCCUGCUACUGUAACAGCUGUCGGCUCCAGCGUGACACUGAGUGUUGUACAGAGUGUUGCCUUUGCAGCACCCAAGUCUCCAGUCCCAAACUCCCCCUCGCCAGAGAACACCGGUCAAAAUAUGAUAUCAGGAAGCCUCCAAGCUCUGAUGGAAGGAGAUCAAGGGUCAACACUGAAGCAUCAGAGGCUGGAGAAGACCAGCUCAUCCCUGGAGGAAGCACUGAAGGCUGUGGAGAGAAAACUAACUCUGGAGAACAACAAUGUGGGUGUUUCUCAUGUAGUCAAGUCUGCAGGGAACAUUCUGGAUGACAUCGGGAACAUGUUUGAUGACCUGGCCGAUCAGCUAGAUGCAAUGCUGGAUUAAAGAUUCUCAUGGAUUGGAUGGAGCUGUUUAUUUUUUGACGGCCCAAAAACAGGAGGGUAGAGAUCUACGUAUAGCAGCAAGGUUUCUUCUGCCUUAUAAUUCAGAUGGAAAACAGAGAUGAACUCUUGAACACAAAAGUGGGAACCUCCAUUAAUCUUUAUUUAGAUGGACCACACAGACAUUCAUGGACCACAGUCUUUUGACUAAUGUCAGUCUAGAUGUCAUCUGUAUUUGUUUGUUUGUUUGUUUAUUCUUAUUCCAGCGUCUAAUCAACCAGCAUAUAUAUUUCGGGGAUGAACUGUGGACUUGACCAAGCGUGACCCCAGUGAACUUUACAUGAUGGACCUAGAUAAACGAAAUGCACUUAGGAGAAUCAUUCCUAAAGCAAUAUACAUUUCAAAACAAUACACUGAUUCAAACAUUUCUAGAAAGAUUAAUGGGAUAAUUCACUCAAAAAGUGACAAUUCUGUCAUCCUUUGCUUGCCCUUAUGCUAAAGCGUAAAGUAGAAACUUCACACAGCUCUUUUUCAUAAAGAAAUCACCAAGUGACCAGCUGUUGAAACA